AUGAGACCAGCAGAUUCAGUGGGAGCUCAGAUAGAUGAGAUCGAGCGUACAGAAGAAGAGGCAGAACCAGAUUCGGAUGAACCGAUUGCUGAGAGCAGCACGCCUCUGGCACUGGGCCGAGAACCGAGGAUGAGAAGGGCCCCGGAUAGAUGGGUCUAUCGGGUCAAGGAGGAAUCCGAAGGAACAAAACGGUACAAGGCCAGACUUGUAGUAAAGGGAUUCCAACAGAGAUACGGUAUUGACUUUACCGAUGUUUUUACACCUGUUGUUAAGUUAACCACUAUUCGUCUAGUGUUAAGCAUGGUAGCGGCGGAAAACUUGGAGUUGCGACAGUUAGAUGUGAAGACGGCCUUUCUGCAUGGGGAUCUCGAGGAAGAAAUUUACAUGGUGCAGCCAGAGGGGUAUAAAGAAAAUGAUCAGCAGGUCUGCCACCUAAAGAAGAGCUUGUACGGACUGAAACAGGCUCCUCGACAGUGGUAUCGAAAGUUCGAUAAUUUCAUGCUGGAGAUUGGAUACUCCAGGUGUAAUGCUGAUCAUUGUUGCUAUGUGAAAAGGUUCGGUAACUCUUUCAUUAUUUUACUGCUAUAUGUGGAUGACAUGCUGAUAGCAGGAUCAGAUGUCAAGGAAAUCGAGAGGCUCAAAGAUCAGCUAUCAAGGAGAUUUGAUAUGAAGGAUCUAGGAGAAGCGAGACAAAUACUGAGCAUGAAAAUCACGAGGGACAGAAAUGCUGGUAAACUUUGGUUUUCUCAAUCUGAUUAUAUUGAGAAGGUGUUGUGCAGAUUCAAAAUGGAUAUUGCAAAGCCGGUUGAGUGCCACUGGGAAGCCAGUUCAGGGAGCCUGAUGUACGCUAUGGUCUGCGCCCGGCCAGACAUAGCACAUGCAGUGGGAGUAGUCAGCCGGUUCAUGAGCAAUCCUGGAGUGAUGCACUGGGAGGCGGUAAAGUGGAUUCUUAGGUACCUGAGGGGUACUAAGGACCGGGCAUUGGUAUUUGGCAGGAGUACCCUUACCCUGUCUGGGUUUGUCGAUGCUGAUUUUGAUGGAAGUGAUCUUGACAAGAGGAGGAGUACUACUGGGUACGUGUUCACUUACGGCGGGACGGCCGUAUCCUGGAUCUCGAAACUGCAGAAGAUAGUCACAUUGUCCACAACGGAAGCUGAGUACGUGGCAGUGACGGAGGUAGCCAAGGAGCUCGUUUGGCUGCAAAACUUCCUGAAUGAACUUGGAAGACCUCAAGAGGAUGUAGCUCUAUACAGUGAUAGCCAGAGUGCAAUCCAUCUGGCAAAGAACCACGCGUUUCACUCGCGAACGAAGCACAUCGAGGUUAAGUAUCAUUUCAUCCGGCAACUUCUAGAGAAGAAGGUGUUGCAGCUGAAAAAGGUUCCGGGAGAGAGAAAUCCUGCAGACGUGUUGACCAAGGUGAUAAAUACGGUUUAG
Molecule: messenger RNA, 1434 nt
Organism: Striga hermonthica
Lineage: Eukaryota; Viridiplantae; Streptophyta; Magnoliopsida; Lamiales; Orobanchaceae
Source: the annotation of a GenBank genome assembly